Messenger RNA from Cheilinus undulatus (humphead wrasse), 416 nucleotides. RefSeq names its product NADH:ubiquinone oxidoreductase subunit A3 (gene ndufa3). The record is from RefSeq and is a predicted model, not a curated record. Gene Ontology annotation, cellular component: mitochondrial inner membrane. The coding region runs from base 76 to 327 and encodes 83 amino acids. The transcript is spliced from 4 exons. NCBI's taxonomy places the organism in Eukaryota, Metazoa, Chordata, Actinopteri, Labriformes, Labridae.
GAAAAUACACGUCAUUCAGUUGCCAUAGUACUACAUUUCCCAGGAGCACCCGCUCGGUAGACUACACAAGGCAACAUGGCGGGAAUAGGAGCUUUCCUGAAGAAUGCCUGGAAUAAGGAGCCUGUUAUCCUAGCGUCCUGUGCUCUUGGACUGUUUGGCAUUGCUCUUCCAUUCCUCAGCCCCACUACGAAAUAUUCAGGAAUGAUCAAUUCAUCAGUGCCAUACAACUAUCCAGUCCCAGUGCGGGAUGAUGGAAACAUGCCUGAUAUCCCUGAACAUCCGUGUAAACCAAGUGGAGACAACCUGCAAUGGCUUAAGAAUUUGUAACUCACCAUCAGAAUCUAUGAUGUUUCUCGUUUGUUUUUGUCUGCGUAUCCGCUACAUGUUUCCUGAAAUAAAGAGUCUAUUUAAUUCAA